GCGACGACGCCUCCCCGUGUCGCACCGGCCGGGGUCCGUACGUGCCUCCAUCGCUGGCCACAAAACGGGGGCGCCAGGGCGAGGCGACAUCCGUGAGUCGACCACGGGUAGGAUUGCAUUAUCCUCUCCCUUGCGCCACGCCCGCCAUUCUUUUCCGCUGCCGCUCUGCUUUCCACUUCCAGGCGCAGCAGCAGCACCUGAUACCUGAUUCCGCACGCGCACGGGCUAGAUAGGUCCUCGUCUGUAUAGCUACAUCCAUCCAGCUGCUCUGCUCUGCCAUUGGGAGGCGCCGCACCUGACACCUCAAGUGCAGAAAUUCAGCAGAUGGUUGGUCGACCAUAGUUGCACCGCUGAUCAAAUCAGUCUCGUCAGCGGCGUAGCACGUGACGUGAUCCAUGGCGGGCGCAGGCAGCUCCAAAGAUGUAGCCGACUCAGUGGAGAAGUGGAUGGCGUUCCCGUCCGGGUCCGGGUCCGGCGAGGAGAGCAGCUUCACCCUCCCGACGCCGCCGUCACUGUCCAGCGGGAAGGAGAUCGUCGAGGAGCCGGGCGGUUCAGGCAGCGGCAGCAAGCAGCAGGGGUGGUGGCCCAAGCCGGAGCAGCGGCGCCGCAGCAGCAGCGGCGCCGGCAUGGGCAGCGCCAAGCCGUCCAUGGAGGGGCGCGGGUCGUCCGACGCGCUGCCGCGGGUGUCGCAGGAGCUCAAGGACGCGCUGUCCAACCUGCAGCAGACGUUCGUCGUCUCCGACGCCACCCGCCCCGACAUCCCCAUCAUCUACGCCAGCGCCGGCUUCUACACCAUGACCGGGUACUCCGCCAAGGAGAUCAUCGGACGCAACUGCCGGUUUCUUCAGGGCCCGGAGACGGACCAGAACGAGGUGUCCAAGAUCAGGGACGCCGUGAAGGCCGGCAAGAGCUUCUGCGGCCGGCUGCUCAACUACCGCAAGGACGGCACGCCGUUCUGGAAUCUCCUCACCGUCACCCCCAUCCGCGACGACAACGGCAAGGUCAUCAAGUUCAUCGGGAUGCAGGUGGAGGUGAGCAAGUACACGGAAGGGCUGAGCGACAAGCGCAUGCGGCCGAACGAGAUGCCGGUGUCGCUCAUCCGCUACGACGACCGGCAGAAGGAGAAGGCCAUGUCGUCGAUGACGGAGGUCGUGCAGACAGUGAAGCACCGGCGCGCGGACUCGCCGGAGCGGGAGCCGCCCAAGGCCAGCGACGCGGACAAGAUCAGCUCGCCGCUCGUGGCUCCUGCCACCCCGUCCGGCGGCGGCUACAAGUCGCCCUACUGGGACCUGAAGAAGGAGGAGUCGCGGAUGAGCAAGAUGAUGAGCGGGCGCAAGUCCGGCCGCUCCUCCCUCAUGGGGUUCAAGGUGGGGAAGAGGAGCUCCGUGGGGAGCAGGGAGCCGGCGGUGGUGGAGGCGCCGGAGUUGAAGAUGACGGUGGAGCGCACCAACAGCUGGGAGCGCGCGGAGAGGGAGAAGGACAUCAGGCAGGGGCUGGACCUCGCCACCACGCUCGAGCGUAUCGAGAAGAACUUUGUCAUCACGGACCCCAGGCUCCCAGACAACCCAAUUAUUUUCGCGUCUGAUAGCUUCCUGGAGCUGACGGAGUACACGCGCGAAGAGAUCCUGGGGCGGAACUGCAGAUUUCUUCAGGGAUCGGAGACCGACCAGACCACCGUUGACAAGAUCAGGGAGGCCAUCAGGGAGCAGAAGGAGGUCACCGUCCAGCUAAUUAACUACACCAAGAGCGGGAAGAAGUUCUGGAACUUGUUUCACCUGCAGCCUAUGUGGGAUCAGAAGGGGGAGCUUCAGUACUUUAUCGGCGUGCAACUUGAUGGAAGUGAUCAUGUUGAACCCCUCAGGAACCGACUCUCGGAGAACACUGAGAUACAAAGUGCCAAACUGGUCAAAGCUACAGCAGGGAAUGUGGAUGAAGCAGUCAGGGAGCUUCCUGAUGCCAACUUGAGACCAGAGGACCUGUGGGCAAUGCACUCACUAUCUGUUUCUCCAAAACCUCACAAACGGAAUAACUCUUCUUGGAGAGCUAUAGAAAAGAUUAUAGAAACUGGGGAGAAGAUUAGCUUGAAACACUUCAAACCAGUUAAACCUCUGGGGUGUGGGGAUACUGGCAGUGUACACUUGGUUGAGUUGCAAGGUAGUGGUGAAUUAUUUGCGAUGAAGGCAAUGGACAAAUCAGUGAUGUUGAACCGCAACAAGGUGCACCGAGCUAUUAUUGAAAGAGAAAUAUACUCUCUGUUGGAUCAUCCUUUUCUUCCAACAUUGUAUACUUCAUUUCAGACGCCAACACAUGUUUGUCUUAUAACAGACUUUUGUCCCGGAGGAGAAUUGUUUGCGGCACUGGAUAAGCAACCCUUGAAAAUUUUCAGAGAAGAUUCUGCAAGGUUUUAUGCUGCGGAGGUUGUAAUUGGUCUCGAGUAUCUUCAUUGUCUUGGUAUUAUAUACCGUGAUUUGAAACCAGAAAACAUUUUGCUCCAAGCCGAUGGGCACGUUGUGCUGACUGAUUUUGACCUCUCAUUUUUGACUUCUUCGAAACCCCAUGUUAUAAAGCAUUCGACAUCGCUAAAACGAAGGAGAUCUCAAGAAUUUAUGCCGCCUUCAUUUGUCUCGGAUCCUUCCACUCCAUCGAAUUCGUUUGUUGGAACUGAAGAAUACAUUGCACCAGAGGUCAUCACAGGUGCAGGACAUACAAGUGCCAUUGAUUGGUGGGCUCUUGGAAUUCUAUUGUAUGAGAUGCUGUAUGGGCGUACACCUUUUCGAGGAAAGAACAGGAAGAAGACAUUUUAUAACAUCCUGCACAAAGAUCUUACGUUUCCUAGUAGCAUCCCGGUUAGCCUGGAGGCGAAGCAACUAAUCCAUGGACUGCUUCAGAGAGAUCCCUCUUCUCGCAUAGGUUCAAAUACUGGUGCAAAUGAUAUCAAGGAACAUCCAUUUUUUGAAGACAUCUAUUGGCCACUUAUACGUUGCAUGAGUCCCCCGGAGCUUGAUGUUCCGUUGAAGCUGAUUGGCAAGGAGUCUCAACCAAAAGUGAAGCCCGAGGAAGGUGUUAUUGAUACAUUUUAAGGUGGAAAUGACGCAAGGACUGUUUGCACGACGUCCAUGUGGUAGGAAUGGUUGUUCUUAACCAAAUAAGAGGCUUGCAAGUCCUGUGAAGUGAUAGAAGGAAGUGUGGCCUUCAGUGUUUUCACUUUGAGAUGCCUCGAGAUCCUGUACAUGAGCUAUUCUUUUGGUUAGAUUAGGAGCUUAAGUAAAUAGGAUAUUAUUCCUGUAAAGUUUCACUCUUCCUGGAGAUGGUAUGGUAAGAUGUACGCGGCACGGAUAAUGUACUUUGAAAAGAUCUGAUAUUUGCUUCUUUACAAUAAAGCUUGUAUUUACAAACCA
This is a messenger RNA of Aegilops tauschii subsp. strangulata, 3398 nucleotides long. RefSeq names its product phototropin-2. The record is from RefSeq and is a predicted model, not a curated record. Gene Ontology annotation, molecular function: ATP binding; protein kinase activity. NCBI's taxonomy places the organism in Eukaryota, Viridiplantae, Streptophyta, Magnoliopsida, Poales, Poaceae. Gene Ontology annotation, biological process: protein phosphorylation.